CAACAGUUGCAUUCUUGACGCAGGAGAGCGGGAUCCCGGCCGUUCUAGAUCUCGCUCUUAUAAGAUGCCUCAGCUGUAUCGAGCGCAAGUGCAAUUAAUGGUUAUUCAUGGCUCAACUAGCAUCUCCUCAUGCACUCUACAUAUCAGAAAUAUUCUUUGCCAUCUCAUACUACCUUGAGGAGGACAAGAAAGCACUAGCGCGUCUUGCCCGUUGCUGUCACGCAUUCUCAGAACCUGCUCUCAGUAUCCUAUGGUCGUCCGUGCGGUCUUUUUCGCCAUUUAUUCCCCUCCUGCCGCCGACUGUGAAGUUCUUAUGGUCAGUUUGACGAAGUGGCCCUUGCCGAUUUCCGGUGCCCGCUUGAAGAAGAAUGGAGAGUAUUUGACAGUUACGCCCGCAGAGUGCGGAGGCUAUACUCUGGAU
Suillus subaureus is the source of this 421-nucleotide messenger RNA. RefSeq lists its product as uncharacterized. The record is from RefSeq and is a predicted model, not a curated record. The transcript is spliced from 2 exons. NCBI's taxonomy places the organism in Eukaryota, Fungi, Basidiomycota, Agaricomycetes, Boletales, Suillaceae. The coding region runs from base 108 to 326 and encodes 72 amino acids.